AUGAAACUCGAGUAUGGCCAAGGGCACAAACAGAGAAUAGGACUCGUUACAUACGAACCUAGCCCUCACCUCGGAUUCGUGAUACGUGGACAACCUGGGUUGCGCAUGCGAGAUAGCAGGUGGUGUCAGAAAUACUCGAGGUGUUUCAAGGGUCUGCAAUUCGUGGAGGCUGAUCCCCAUCAAGGGUCCAGGCGUCUGACCGAUAUUUGGCCGGCAUUCUUUUUCUGGAGGACAGACUUCCAGAAGAUGGUCCCUAAUGUGCCUGGACAGGACAGAGAUCUUCACGGAAUCUCAAAUAGAUAG
Molecule: messenger RNA, 303 nt
Organism: Aureobasidium namibiae CBS 147.97
Lineage: Eukaryota; Fungi; Ascomycota; Dothideomycetes; Dothideales; Saccotheciaceae
Exons: 2
Coding region: 1-303 (100 amino acids)
Source: RefSeq, a predicted model, not a curated record